Poecilia latipinna (sailfin molly) is the source of this 1787-nucleotide messenger RNA. It is a transcript of the gene tmx2b, whose product is annotated as thioredoxin-related transmembrane protein 2b. The transcript is spliced from 8 exons. The coding region runs from base 145 to 1053 and encodes 302 amino acids. Lineage: Eukaryota; Metazoa; Chordata; Actinopteri; Cyprinodontiformes; Poeciliidae. The record is from RefSeq and is a predicted model, not a curated record. Gene Ontology annotation, molecular function: disulfide oxidoreductase activity. Gene Ontology annotation, cellular component: membrane-bounded organelle. Gene Ontology annotation, biological process: brain development.
ACACCGUAUUUAAAGCAACUUCCGGCUGUGUGUACGUUCGCUAGCCACGGCUAAUAGUACAAUUCAUCGCAGGCUACCGGUAUUUUUAAAGUUGAACUCUCGGGUUUUGGAGUAAUCUACGGCACCUUUUAACAUUUUGUUAACAUGGCUUUACUGACGCCAUUGUUUGCUUUCCUCUACCACCUGCCGCAGGUGUAUAAGUGGCUGCUCAAGCCGUAUUAUGUAGCUUCUCUCUUCAUGUCUGUCGCCUUCCUGGCGGUCCGUAAAACGCCUGGAAUCUGCGACCAUCUGGCCUCACAGCGGGAGGACGGGAACUCCUGUGACUUUGACUGGAGAGAAGUGGAAAUCCUCAUGUUCCUGAGUGCCAUCGUGAUGAUGAAGAACCGUAGAGCAAUAACUGUGGAGCAACAUGUGGGGAACAUCUUCCUGUUCAGCAAAGUGGCCAAUGUGAUCCUGUUCUUCCGACUGGACAUCAGGAUGGGCCUGCUCUACUUGACGCUCUGCAUAGUGUUUCUAAUGACCUGUAAGCCGCCUCUCUACAUGGGACCAGAGUACAUCAAAUACUUCAGUGACAAAACCAUCGAUGAUGAGCUGAACAAGGACAGCCGUGUGACGUGGAUUGUUGAAUUUUUUGCCAACUGGUCUCCGGAGUGUCAGUCCUUCGCUUCAGUGUAUGCCGAUCUCUCGCUCAAGUAUAACUGUUCUGGCCUCAAGUUUGGGAAGGUAGACAUUGGACGAUAUGGAGAAGUUUCCAAAAGGUACAAAGUGUCUACGUCCCCUCUGUCCAAGCAGCUUCCUUCGUUGGUGUUGUUUCAGGGAGGGAAGGAAGUGAUGCGGCGCCCCCAGGUGGACAAGAAAGGCAGAGCUGUAUCUUGGAGCUUCACUGAGGAAAACAUAAUCCGAGAGUUCAACCUGAACGAACUCUACCAGAAGUCGAAAAAGUUGAGCAGGAACAAAGCGGAGAAGCUGAGCCCAUCGCAGUUCCCACCGGUCCCCGAGGAGGAGGAGCCCGAGCAGCCGGGGGCCGACGCCGAAUCCAAGAAAGACAAAUAGGACGGUUAGCAUCACAGAGCCCGAACUCAUAGUGGGAGACUAAAUCAUCUGCAUCAUCUCCACUCCUCUUAUCAAAAUCCUCAGAUUAUUUAGAGGUGUGGCGGAAGCGGAAACUCUUCCUCUUUUUGUUUUAUUCCAUUCCUAACCGUUCGUCUUCAUUUAUAGAAAACCUUAAAGAACUAAUGUGAUCUAUCUUUAGGCAGAACGGGGGGAUUUCUGUUCCCCACCAGUUUGCUGGCUACAUUUCAGCGGCGGUGAAGCUUUGAAUCUGACUUUCAUGUGAAGUUUUAUUCCAUCAAUGAGCCACGGCUGUCAUGUGUUUUUAUGCUACUAAUUAAGAUUUAAAUGUGUUACAAAUUCACUCCGAAUUGACCCAAACUCUGCUGUUACACACAGGUAAAUAUUACUGCUAUGGUCGAUUGUUUUCAGCUGGUCUGGAGGGUUUUAGCAGGGGUGUCCAAAGUGUGGCUCGGGGGCCAUUUUGUGGUCCUUGGACUGUUUUUGUGAGGCCCCAUCUGCAACUGAAGAACAAUACACAUUUGCAUGCAGAUGCAGGUGGAGGCAUUUUAUUUUUAAUCAGGGUGGAAUUAUUACUUGCAUAAUUCUUAACAUGGAAAAUGUUAAGUACAACAUAAAGUAUUUGUCUUUUUGUAGCCAAGCUGAAACUUUUUUGCUGCAUCAAAAUCAGCUUUUAAUUCAUUAAACUUGGCUAAAUAUAGCAAAUAUCUUGAAAG